AGCGCUCAGUGUAGUGUCAUGGCGUCACGUGGAAUGGUCAUCCCAUUGCAGCAGUUCCAUCAGAUAUCUUUUUUGCAUGGACUUGGAUAGUAUGUUUUUUGAUCUGUUAGAAUCUGUGAGUUUGUGUGUUCGCUGGGAUAUGUGCUGUUGUAGGUUGUGAUUAAAAGAGGAGGCUUGUUCAAUUUUAAAAGCAAAGGAGGUCGAAAGUGAAGCUUUUGUGGAGUGUUUCUUAGCAACUAGGCCUAUGCCCUACCCACGUAUUGAUUAGUCAAAUUGCAUGGAAGUGAAGACUAGCAUGCUUUGGUGCAAUGGACCGAAUCCGAAGUGAACAAAGUUGCCAGUGUAUAAUUUGGUGUUCCUAAAACCGUCACUACAAGAUCUGCAUCGUGGCCGACGGCUGAGUCACCAGCAGUUGAACUUUGAUCCCAAAGAAAAAUUUUCAUUAGUUGUGUGGCGUGUGACUCAUAAUCUGACAUGACGAGUGAUAGAAACUUAAUUUUCAGUACAAAAAUUGUGUUCUCCCCGGCUUCCAAAGCCUCACAUUUCCGAAGUUUGACACUUCGCGACUGUGUGAUGUAGCCUACUGUGUUAUUCUAUCAAAUUUUGUUGGAAAAACCAUUUAAAAGUUUAUAAAGAAUUAAUCCAAAGGAAGUUCGAUAUUUUCAACAAGUGUUGAAAUUUUAGAAUUCGGUGAAAGGAAGUCGAAAGAACAUGCAUUUUAUGACGGGUGGUCAUUUUGUUUCGGAGGUCGAAUGCGCCUCACACCAUGGGAGUGCUUGUGCGACGAGUACUUUUACUAAAUUCUCACAAUUCUCGUGUUGGUAGGUACGUUUAGACAGUGUCCAUUUCUACUCUGCGUUAUAUUGAACUGAGUCAUGGUGUCCCGUUACGGGGGUAGGAAGGAGCCGACAAUGCAUUGUUUCAUGUCUCACUGCGCGCCACAGCAUCCGCCUCCACCCCUCGGCCAAUUCCGCAUCAUCUCGACAGCAAACGCUACCAGACCAGAGGUUGGCUUCCAUAUGCCAGGUGCUGGGUUCCCCCAACAGCAAGGAGGGGCUGGUCCUCCAAGUGCACCCCAAUUGAGGGCUAUUCAUCAUCCACAUCACAGUGGUAACCCUUCAAUCCCACCUCCACACCAACAGCAGCCUCCUCCACAAGCACAGUCGCAACAUACUGGGGGACCCCAGGGCCCUGCACCAACUUCAACCCCUCCAGGACCUGCCGAAAUGGGCAAGCAGGGUCCACCACACAUGCAGGGUCAACCACCAAUGCAGCAGGGAGGGCAAAUGCCACUAAACUUCGUACCAAAUCAGACAAGGGCACAAGGUUCACAGCCCUUCUUCCCACGUGGUCCAGCACCAAGGAUGCCAAACCAUAGGAAUCAGGUUGUAAACAUGCAGCCUAAUAAUGUUGGGCAGCAGAUGUUCUCACAACAUAUGUCGAUGUCCCAGGUGCAGCAGAUAUAUGGGCAGGGUGUUAUGCCUGCUCAAAUAGCCACUCCACAGAUGUUUGUGCAGCCUCAGUUGUCUGUAUUUGCGAGCCAGCCAAGGCACCAGAAUCACACAGGAAGUGGAUAUUACCAGCAGACAGCCCCACAGCAAAUAUUAAUGACACCACAAGUAUACCAGAGUUACCAGCACCCAGCACCCUCAGCCCAGUAUUAUUAUCAAAGCCCUGUGGGUCUUCCAAGACCAAGUGGGGGUGUGACAGGAGCCCCCGGUCCAGGUGGUCUUGCUGGUGCAGGUAGUCAGCCAGUAAUGACUGGGGGUCCUCCUUCGGCACAGUUGGGUCAGCCUGGUGGCCCAGUUGCCUUGGGCAUUGUUCAAGGUCCUGGUGGAGUUGUGGGUGUAGGAGGAUUAGCUGGUGACUCUACCACAGCUCCAACCACGACAUCUGCGACGACAGGCAAGCAGACUAGGCGGAGAUAUGCCAUCGAUAUAAUUGAUCCAAAAACCAUGAAGAAUGUGGAUGUUUAUGAGGGCAGCGUUGCGUCUAGCGGCACACCGCCUCGUUCUGGAGAGUCUAGUGCUCGGGGAACACCCCAGCCGAACAUGGGUCCUGGUGCAAUGGAUGUUGCUGCAGAAUUUGCAGCUCGUGUGGCAAAGGCAGCUAGUGAGAAGUCAAGUCCACCACCUCCUCCUCCUCCACCUCCUCCUCCUGUUCCAUUAGUUCCCCAGACAGGACCUCCUGCGUAUUUGGAGUCCUCCCAGGUGGUGACAACAAAUGGACCUGAUCCCUCGGGUACGAACAGUAUAUCUUCAUCUGAGGGCAUGUCCCCUGGCAGUAUUCUUAUUCCAGGUGAUGCCCUUGCAAUUAGUAAACAGCAAAUUAUAGUUGUAGAUGAAUCAAGUAAUAUAACGCCUGUGGCUCCUCCCACUGUUUCCCCUGUGGCAGGGACGCCAUCAACUUGGAAGCAGGGCCAACUACCACAUUCACCUUCCACGAAUUUAGGCAGUAAACCUAGUGAUUGUAGUAAUAGUAAAAGUAACAUUAGCAACCAAGCGGUAUCAGACGAGAAAGUGGGUCUGAACAAAUUAGUAGUCGACCCUCAAGUGGUAGACUUUGUGCCCAGUUCGAGUGUUUCUGAAGUAAAGAUCUCUGCGGUGGCUGUCAAAGACUCAGAUAUGACACCUGUGGUGAGUGCUCAGGCAAAUGCUCCAACUGUCGAGGUAGUUCGUAGUAAUCGGGAACAGUUCCCUGCCCUGAAACCUUCUGCCCCUCUUCAUCAGUCUCCGCGGCGGAAACAGUCCCAACGUCCAGAGGCUGCCUCUAGUGUUCCUCAGGCAACGACUGUUGCUUUGAUUCCUUCCGCUCAGACCACACUUCCUCCCGCUUUGGCCACCUCUCGUGAGGUGGCACCCACAGCAGAAAUCAAGGUAUCAAAGAAACCAGCCCCAACAGAAGAAUCAACACCUUCGUCUGCAUUCCCUGUUACCCAGUCUCCCAAGGAGAAGCGGGACCAAGACAAAUCGCAUGGUCGUGAACGUGAAAAAUCCUCCUCUGUAUCGCAGAGUCGAGGUGAACGCGAGAAAUCUGCAUCUUCGUCAUCCUCUUCCUCCCAGCAUCAUGUUCGUGACAGAGAGAAGUCUUCCCGGGACAAGGAUAAACCCAGCACAGCCCCACAGGGUGGUCCCAAAGACAAUGACAAGUCUGCCUCAAAGUCUUCCACAACUGAUGCCACUCCUGUCCCCUCUCCCAUUGCUCCUAUUGCACCAGCUGUGGAUGCUGCAUCGACUCUACCCCAGCCAGAGCAGUCAGCUCCUGCCAGACCAGUCGCUACAGCAGAGGAAACAAAGCAGCAGACCAAUGGCGAAGUGCCAGCGGCAGACACAACGGAUGGUAAGGCUUCCCAUCGCUCAAAGCCAAAGCAGCAGCGUAACGUGAAGAUGCGUGACAUUAACCGUAAGGGAGCUGAGAAAGAAGGUGGCACAGAUAUGGAUGCUUUCACAGAGCCUUGUCCUGAAGAAGCUGCUCCUUUGACACCUCCUUCACUAUCUCCAGUUUCUCAACCCUCAGUGCCAGCAACACCAAACAGAGCGUCUGACAAUCAAAUAGUUCAGGAUGAGGAAACAGAAGCUGACAAAGAAGAGAAGCUGGUAGCAGCUCGCAAUGAAGAGAAUGCAAAGGUAUCUGCUGCAACUCUUAAAGAGGAUGUCGGCAAUUGUACAACACCUGUCAUAGAGAAUAUUCCUGCGGCCAAAUCUACUGUGCUUGCUCUCAGGCAUACUUAUAAAGAAGACCAAUGGAGUCCUCUGAAUCCAGAAGGAAAGAAGAAAUAUGAGCGGGAUUUCCUGAUGGAACUUCAGAAUGAUCCUCAAUCAAAGAGGAAACCAGAUAAUUUGCCUGAUCUUGAAAUAGUACUGAAAGAUAAUACAAAUCGGCAGCGUGUUAUAGAUCGGACAUUCUUUGGUAUGAAUAGGACUGUCCCUGACAGAUCGUCUCAUGAUUCAUUUACUCCCGGCUUCAUGAAAACGCCCAAUUCUCGAGGGCAGCCAUUAGCAAAGAGAAAUAGUCAGCAGGGCAAAGCUAAGAGCAAUAAGCCUGUAAUCCAUGUGACACUUUCACUCAAAGAAGAUGUUCAGCUGCGGGAAACUGAAAAUGCAUGGAAACCUGGACGGAUGAAGCCCACCAGUAUUGGUGAACAAGAUUCGAAGACUGAGGACCUGUACAGGAAGGUGCGUGGUGUGCUUAACAAGCUAACCCCUCAGAAAUUUCGAACGCUCGUAUCCCAGGUCCAGGCUUUGCCAAUUGACAGCAGUGAUCGGUUGAAGGGUGUCAUCAACCUUGUAUUUGAAAAGGCUGUCGAUGAACCAAACUUCUCUGAAGCAUAUGCACAGAUGUGCAAGGUUCUAUCAAGCAUGCAAGUUCCAGCAGAGCGUAGGAACAAGGAUGAGCAAGAAGUUACCUUCAGAAAGCUAUUGGUAAACAGAUGCCAGGCGGAAUUUGAAAAGAAUUCCGAAGCAGACUUGAAUCGAGAGGCCAAACGAGAAGAAAUUGAACAAACAACAGACCCAGAAAAGAAAAAGGAACUACAACUCAGUUAUGAAGAGGAGGAGCGAAGGAUACGAAUGAAAUCUGUAGGAAAUAUUAGGUUUAUUGGUGAGCUGUUUAAAUUAGGGAUGCUGACGACAAAUAUAAUGCAGCGGUGUAUUAGGCAUCUCCUUACAGAAGGAGAUGAGGAGUCAUUGGAGUGUUUAUGUAAACUGCUCACAACCAUUGGAAAGGAUUUGGAGAACAAGAACAACGAUCUGUCCGAGUACUUUAGUAAAAUGAAAGAGAUCUCUCAGAAGAGGGGAGAAGUCUCAAGUAGAGUUCGGUUUAUGCUACGGGAUGUAAUUGACCUACGGCAAAGCAAAUGGAUACCAAGAAGGAAUGAUUCAAACCCUAAGACUAUUGACCAAAUCCAAAAGGAAGCAGAAAAAGAAAGUUUGGAUCAGCAAUUACUACUGAAUUCUACACCCCAGCCUCCUCGCCUGCAAGAUGAUAGAGCUUUAUUAAACAGAAAGAACAGAGGAGUUGGUGGCACAAGUGAGGAUGGGUGGAACACAGUGGGCAUAACUGGCCGGCCAGCGAGGUACACGGUGGACACCACAAAAUUGAAGGUUGCCAAGGAGGAGUUUGGAAUUGUACUUGGAAAUGCUUUCCAGUACAGUAAUUGGAGUGGCGGUGCUAAUGCAAAGGGCAAGGAUGCAAACAAGAGAUCUGUGACAACAGGUAGUGGACCAACUUACAGCCCAAACUUUUAUGCAGCACUUGAUACUACCAAUGAAGAUGGAAAGAGGCCACCACCACCACCGCCUUCUUCAACCAGUUCUCGGCCUGGUCCAGGCAAGACAACACCUUCGCCGUCCAUGGAAAAAGAACGAAUGUUGGCAUCAUUCAAAACUCCAGCAGAAGGAGAUCGCCAGCAAUCCAGAAGUGGCACAUCAAGAUCGUCAUCUCGUGAUAACUCUGCUAGAAGAGGGGGUGAUGAGCCUUCUUCAUUACGACCCUUUGCCCCCUCUUCCCAGUCACCCUCAGUAUCAGCCAGUACUGAGGAUGUUAGUGGCAGUGAAGUAAUCAAGAAUCCUGAGGUUUCUGUGACAGGAUCCGUGCUUUCGCUUAGUGUAGAAGAGGUCCAGAAGAAGACACUUUCCCUCCUAGAAGAGUUCCUUCUUAAUAUUAAUUACAAGGAAAGCGAGACUUUUAUCUUGGAGACAUUUUCAACAGAGAACCUCAGCUUGUUUGUUCGCGAGAGCCUAAAUGAUAUGCUUGAGCGUACGUCCACUGCUAGGCAAAAUGUAGGGAAGUUGAUGAGUCAACUUGUGAAGGCUGAUGUCAUUACAAUUUCCGUGUACCUUUCUGGGUUAAAUCAAUUUUUAGAAUUUGCAGAUGACAUAGCUAUAGAUGUUCCAAAAUUUUGGCCAUACACGGCCGAGUUUAUAGUUCCAAUGUUGCUUUCUGAUGCAAUGUCAUUUGCUGAUUUUCGUGAAGUUGCUCAGCCAUCACAUGGCAAACUAAUCGUAGAGGUUCUCCAGCUACUAGUCAAAGAUAAGGGACCAGUAUGGAUCCAAGAAAAAUGGGAAGCAGCCAAGCUCGAGUGGACGGAUUGUAGUCUUGUGGAUAAGGUUGACAAAUUUGUUAAACAAAAUAUGUUGGAAUACAAAUCAGAUGGUGCAAUGUCAGCCCCAUCUUCUGCUUCCAGCACUCCGCUUAGCUGGAACAGUGUUCAACAAAAACUUGAGCAGUUCCUAAAACCGGAUAAGGCCUCACCCUCUUCCUUUGAUCAAAUCUGUGAUUGGAUAAGUGUAAACGUAGGUGACCGAGUAAAAGAGCCUCAGUUUAUUCGUGCCUUGAUGACUGCAAUCUGCCAAAGUGCAAUUGAAAGUCAGAAGACAACAUUGAAGCUAAAUGAGGAUCGUUUCCGGCAGAACCAAAAGCUGGUGCUGAAGUAUGUUGACAACAAAGAGGAACUAGAGCUGCAGUGCUUGUAUGCAGUUCAGUCCCUCAUUCACAAGCUGGAGCACCCACAAGGUUUACUAUGCCAGAUAUUCCAGGUGCUUUGGGAUGAUGGCACAAUAUCAGACGAUUCAUUUAUUGCUUGGGAAGCAAGUGCAGACCCAGCUGAACAGCCAGGUAAAGCUGUGGCAGUCAAAUCACUAACAACAUUCUUCACAGCCCUUGGUGAGGGUGAGGAGGAUAGCAGUUGUGAAGAGUCAUGAGCCAGGCUUCGUGUAGUACCUGGAACCAAUGUGUGAAAGAAAUGAGAGCCAGUGAUGCGCCUUAUAGCAGCCUUAUGUGGCCCACUGUUCUAUUGAUUGUGCAUCUCUUAUAGUCUCUUGACAUUCAUGCUGCUCAAGGUAAAGACUUGAGCUUGACUCAAAUGAUUCUUUCAGAACUAUAAAGGUGAAAGAGCAUAACAAAGAAGAUAAUGAAAAUUGUGUAUAAUACAAUUAAUAUUAUAUUAUUGCUUACUAUAUA
This is a messenger RNA of Zootermopsis nevadensis, 6960 nucleotides long. RefSeq lists its product as uncharacterized. Gene Ontology annotation, molecular function: translation initiation factor activity; protein binding; mRNA binding. The record is from RefSeq and is a predicted model, not a curated record. Gene Ontology annotation, cellular component: eukaryotic translation initiation factor 4F complex. NCBI's taxonomy places the organism in Eukaryota, Metazoa, Arthropoda, Insecta, Blattodea, Termopsidae.